CAACCCGCCAACUGUUUAAUUUAUGCAAGGAAAACUGAGAAUAGAGAGGUAGAGAGAACGAAAAAAAAUCGCAAGGAAUCCAACACUACCACUCGAUAUAUUGCUUCCGUAGUACAGUACCAUGAAUCCGUAUCGCCUGCCUUUGAUUGUCAAAGCACUGUUGGGUGCAUCCUUCAUGGUAGCCAAUGUUCGCGCCCUAGCAUCGUGCACGACAUGUGCCCUCGGCAAUGACUUGAUAACAGACGCCAAUCCCUGUAACAACUUGGAAGAUAACGUCAAUGGCCUGUUCAAUACCGACUUGGACUGCAAGAACGCCCAAUUGGAGCACUACCAAAAAGGCUGCUGUCCGUUGCCCCCCCUCGAAGAUCACUGUGGCUACUGCGCAGACGGUUUCUCAACUCCUAAUAUGGAACUCAUGGUCCCGACGGGACAAAUCGUUGGUGGCUACGCCUGCUUUGAUUAUUAUUAUCAGCCCCAAUCCCGGAUCGGCAUGUUCACCGACGGGGACUGUUCGGACACCUUUCUGCAGCGGGCCGGUUUCUACUGCGGAUGUCCCAACCAGGAGCAGGAAUGCUGGUUGUGUCCCGAUGGGCAACCCCCUUCGAAGCCGGCGAAGGGCGACGCAUGGGUAACCAAGGCAACCUGCCGUGGCAUCGAAUACCUCUUUUCCCUCUUCAAGGAAGACGAGUGCGCUGCAUUCCCCUACGAGGCCGGCGCCGAUCUCGCCAUAUUUUGCGGGUGCGGCGGCUUGAACCAAACGGAAAUCGAUGCGCAGGCCGAGAUCUACCAGUGCAAUCUCUGCGAGAAUGGAGGGGUUGUCACCAACCCCGACUUCCCCUACUCAACGGAAGGGGAUUUCGUCAAGACGUGUGCCCAGGCGGAAGAAUUUGCCAGGGAAAUCAUCAAGACACCCUCGGGCUGCCGCAAUCCUAGGCACUUUGGAGAGGCUCGGCAAAAAUGCACGUGCUCAGAACCUCUGUUUGAUACUUCGCCAGGUGCACCAUCCUUGAUGGUCUCGUGGACGCCGUUGCUGCUCCAAUUGCUGAUUGGGAUGGUGGUGAUCGCACAUCCUUAACAAAUUUUGUCAUCAUCGCUGGAGACGACACAAUCGAUGGCGACAUUGAUGGCCUUGUUCGUGGGGAGGGGAAAGGAAUCUUUCGGAUCMACUUCAACAGUCGCAAUGCAUACACCAGGCGAUGUAGUGCUAUAACUUUCUGCGACGACGAUCAAAUUUCACAAGAAGCGAUGCCGAUGGAUGGAUAUUGAUUCGAUUAGAAAGAAACCCACAUUUUAUGUCUCGUUUUACAGACUAUAUCUGAGAUUCUAUUUCUCUGCAUUGGCAUUCACCUUUCUCUAUAUCGAGGGAAAAAAGAAUUGUACACAAUUGCCUUGGCUUUGCCUACUCGUAUAUGUGGUGUAUUAAGAUGCUGUUUAGAACAAAGCACAGAAAGCACUAAAAUUGUAUCAUUUGUUUCCCCGCUGCACGCAAGAGCUAUUGCAGAACGUACCAGUCUACAAACAAAUGAUAAUCCUAGUAAUAAGUAAUAAUCUGUCCAGGAACUA
This is a messenger RNA of Pseudo-nitzschia multistriata, 1563 nucleotides long. Lineage: Eukaryota; Bacillariophyta; Bacillariophyceae; Bacillariales; Bacillariaceae. The record is from the annotation of a GenBank genome assembly.